UGCUUAUUAAGUCGUUAGGCUCCUCUGUGUUAUACAACAUUACUGGCAGAUGAGUGGUAGAGACGACGAACCAACGAGUCAGAUCACACAGUUUCUCACUCGCCUGCUUCAAGAUACCAUCGUGUACGCACAAAUCUGAAAAAAUGUCGGAGGAAGCAAGUGUUCAGGAACGUCAACAGGUGACCGACGAGGUCAUCCAGGAGGCCCUGAGGGCCGACAAGGGUCCAGACGCUAGUCUGGUGUCUUGGAAGUUCGAGGACUUCACCAUGAAGGGCGACAACUACACAUGUCUGGUGACUUGCUUGGUGGUGCAGUACACCCUGGGAGGUAAGCUCGAGGAAGCUACCUACGUGGCCAAGAUGAGGAGGAACAUAGCCAUGGAUACCUUUGCUAGCGUGAUCCAAAAACUCGUGAAAUGGGAAGGAACCUGUCUUGCCGAAAUUGUGCCUUGUAUGAACAAGAUACUGAAAGAGCUUGGCCAUCGGGGCAUUGGAACUGCCAAGGCUUACCACUGUGUUUACGAGAAGGACAAGGAAGUACUGCUUCUGGAGGACCUGCGUAGCCGAGGCUUCAGGAUGUAUGACCGUAAGCGUGGCAUGGACAUUCCCCACGCCCGCCUGGUCCUGCAGGAGCUGGGCAGGCUACAUGCUGCCUCCAUCCUGCUGGAGAAAUCUCUACCCGAGCAAGACAUAACCAAAACCUGGAGUAUCUUCCAAGAUAUGUGGGAGAGCACUGGCGAUACCAAGAAGAUGCUCGAUGGCAUGACUGCCUCUCAGUUGGAAGGAGCAGCAAUGAUAAUGGAAAAGGUCCCUAAUUAUGAGCAUGUGGUGAAAUGGAUUAAUCAAGUCAAGGGCUCUGCAGCGGACGUCUUUAUGGAGAAUUCUACCUCCGACCCAACCUUUGCUGUCCUCGUCCAUGGAGACUGUUGGACCAACAAUUUACUUUUCAGGUAUCACUAUACAAACGCUGCCGGAGAUCCCGUAGAAAGUGAUGCUGGUGGGACCUACAAGGCAUGCGGUGAUGUCCCCCGCCGUCGACCUAACUACUUCUUGUACUCCAGCUUCAACGGCCCUGACCGCUCUCCGAACGUAGAGCUCUUCCUUGGUGUGUAUUACACCUCCUUCUGCGAAGUCCUAAGAGCUGCGAACACUCCGGUUCCAUUCACCCUUGAAGAGCUGCGUCAGGAGUACCGCCGCAAAAUGGAAUACGGGUGUAUUGCGGGCAUGUUCGUAGUACCAUCAUCUUGAGCGAGG
Messenger RNA from Cherax quadricarinatus, 1253 nucleotides. The record is from RefSeq and is a predicted model, not a curated record. Lineage: Eukaryota; Metazoa; Arthropoda; Malacostraca; Decapoda; Parastacidae.